Messenger RNA from Xenopus laevis (African clawed frog), 1295 nucleotides. RefSeq names its product transmembrane protein 74 S homeolog (gene tmem74.S). The transcript has 2 exons. The coding region runs from base 170 to 1012 and encodes 280 amino acids. The record is from RefSeq and is a predicted model, not a curated record. NCBI's taxonomy places the organism in Eukaryota, Metazoa, Chordata, Amphibia, Anura, Pipidae.
AGCUCAGCCCGUCCCUAUGAGCAGCAGCAGCAGCUGUCGGACUGAGGAGAGAGCAGGAGCGCUAGAAGUGACAGUUGGGCAGAGCCGCGCGGGACGUGCCGGCAGGAUGGAGCGCAGGCAGAUCAGUUGUAGACACAGCAUGGCUUGCAGAAGAUCUGAUGCAUAGAAGAUGUCCAUGGCUUGCACGGAGCUUUUACAUAUUGCCGGAAAGACACAGAAGCUCGAUGAAUGUAACAAUGUGGACUGGGGCUACAGUGGCUGCAAGAAUGACAUCGGAGACCCACAGGCUUUUUGUUAUGAGAACCACCAUGUGUCUUUAGCAGCCUCUCCCAGUCAAUAUGAGUCUAUACCGUUGGACUCAACAGAAGAAACCCAGGAUCUACAGUACUUUCAAAAUGUCUGUGUCAAGGAUGGAAAGAAGGUGUGCUGCGCUGAAGAAAUAGAGACUUCUUUUACAUACAUUGAUGAAAAUGUCAACAUAGAGCUUGUGACCCAUCAUCCUUCCAAUAAGAAUGGCCAGGGGCCUGUGUGUCAUAGUUUGGAUAGAGACAUCCAAUCAGAAGGCAUCCAGGAAACCUCUAUAAUGUCAGAUGAUGAAGGUGUAUCUGAAGCCUCUGGGAAGUCUGUAGAUUAUGGCUUCAUCAGCGCAGUGACUUUCCUAAUAACCGGUGUAUUGCUUGUGGUUAUUUCAUACCUAGUCCCCCGGGAGAACCGAUCAGAUCCAAACAUCACGUCCGCCAGACAGAUGGAACAAAUAGAGAAAAAGAAUGCGAUCAUUGGUGCCCAUUUGGACAGAUGCGUGAUUGCGGGGCUGUGUUUGUUAACCCUUGGUGGUGUAGUACUGUCCAUUUUAUUAAUGAUAUCGAUGUGGAAAGGGGAAUUGUACAGGAGGAAAGCAAUGGCAGCCAAGGACUCUUCAAAACUCUAUGGUUCCAUUAAUUUCAACCAAACAAAGUCGGGCGGAAAUGAAAAUGCUAUGGUUCAGGAAGAAACUGUUGACAUCGUUAACUAGACCGUCUGCAUUUUGGUCCUUUUUUUACUCCUAGGUAACAACAUAACACGAGCGUGAAAAAGUAGAAUAUUGUUUACAAAAAACUGCCAUGAUCCAUGUUAUAUCUAACACCUGGUACUAUUGACUGUCAUUGAACAGCACCUACAGUGAUUUACUACUAACCACCACAAUCUAGACUAACGGUAGGAUGUGUGGGUAUAAUGAAGGCUUAUUAUGAUGGUGUAUAACAUUGUGUUCAAUUGUUUGGGUGUCAUGUGAAAUGGAAUAAAAUAUAAAGAGUGAA